Molecule: messenger RNA, 4337 nt
Organism: Pocillopora meandrina
Lineage: Eukaryota; Metazoa; Cnidaria; Anthozoa; Scleractinia; Pocilloporidae
Source: the annotation of a GenBank genome assembly
GGGAAUCUUUCGAGGACUAUAAAUUUGUGGACGUAACAGUGGUUGAGGACAGUUUGCCACCGGAGAGGUCCCAUUUGACAUGGUUUGGAAGGAAAAUGGCAAGUUCGGCAUUCACACCGGCCGAACCCUCCGAAAGACUUCAACGAGUCCUGGUAAAGCUGACUGCGGAUUCCUUAUCAAAACUGUUAGAAACCAAAGCAUCCACUUCACAGACGAACAAGUCAGAGGUUGUCUAAAAAAGUUUCAAAUAGGAGACGGCCUCGAUGAAGACAAUGUAGUGAAGGAAAGCCGUGAUGAUCACCAGUGGCGCUUUGGCGGUAGCAGGGGAUAUCUUGACGACAGAGUGUUGUAUUCCCUUGGAAAACGUAAAAGAUGGCUCGUAUCAAUGGUUUUGAGAGAUAAAAUACCCGAAGAUUUCGACGCUGAAAACGAUUACAAGGUUAUCCUUGUAGAAAGACUAUCAGUCCAGGGGUCUUCGUGGUACUGUUCUUCUCCAAGGCUCAGGCGAGGCGAUUGUCGGGCGGUUUUAGAAGGGGAAGAGGCGAGGAAACCGAAACGAAGAAAGUUCGCCCAUGUCGGCGAUUUACGGGGUAAAUCGAACGAUUCCAGCAAAACUGAAAUCGUUUACGAGGUGAAUCAAACGGAACCUUCUUCAUGUUGGCCAAGCUACCUACAGCACGAUCGCGACUGGAGGGAAUUCAGAGCGGAGAACAAGGCUCGAUGUAAAACAAAAGGGGUGAAGAACAAAACACGUUUAUGGGGAGAGCUUAGUAAGUACGAUUUGAACAAGACUACCCACCAAACUUUGCAAGAAAGAAUUCUUGAUUUCAGCCCAGAGACUGAUCUCGGUAAGGACGAGCUUGUUUCAAGCUCAGAUAACCAAGAGAACUUUUCACUAUUGAAUAAAUGUGACUUUGAUGUAGGAAAAUACAUUUCUGAAGUUUUAGCUGCAACUGCUGCAAAAAGUGACCGUAAGAUCGGUAAGAAAAAUGGAAAGACAAGUGUCCUCAAGGAGACAGAAUUAACGGCUGUUAACCCUGCUUCUUCUCAGUUAGUCAAGUCCCAUGGAAAAGGUUCUGCAGUGCAUGUUGACCGUGUUAACAUUUGGGUUGGUAUCCAUGAUGACCCAGAGACUGGCACUACAAUUGCUCAUCCAAGUGUGCCAGUAGCAACUGAGAGUGUUCCCCAGAAUAGGUCAUUUUCUCUAGAUGUUGACAUCAUCAGUGGCAAACUUGACAUGCAUGCAUUGCAGGUGCAAUUUGGAGAGAUGUACAUAGAGGGUGAAAGUAUACCCCGGAGAUUCAGUAUUGGCCUCUCAGAUCCAUCCACAAAGUUUGUCUUCACAUGCCAGCCUUAUAGUAUUAAGACUACAGAGGAGAGAGCUGAAAGAGUUAGUGUUUCUGUUGUGAGUGAUGCCCUGCCUUCCCAACAAUCGCAGCACUGCAAGGAAUUCUUGGAGAAUUUCUUUGGUAUUUUGGAGCAUGAAAGCAAAGUUAUGGAAAAACCCCUACCUGCUGAUAAAUGUUCACUUGGUUGCAGCCCAAACACAAGCAACAGCCAGCUCAACAGAGUAGCAGUCAUGCCCUUUGAUUUGUUGUACGAUAUCAAUAAAUGUUCCCACAAGGCAUCCACUGUGAGUCUGGCUUUACCUGAUAUUCUGAGAACUGUUGCACUUUGCCCUGCCCCAUCAGUUGUGGCUGCAGAUGGAGGAGCUAAAACUACCAAUAUACCUGAGACUGUUGUAUGUGAAGUCUGUUGCUGUGAGUUUUAUCAUUACACUUGUGAUGGUAAGUAAUAAUCUUUUUCUCUAAUCCUGUCAACUUGUAAUAAGAGAUGCUCAGGUUUUAUGUUUAGUACACUAGAAUCAAGUUUUAACCCUAACCCAAGGUACUUUGUUUUGGUCUUAAAAAAAACAUAUAAUUUGCCUCUCUGUCCAGCUUCCAUUAAAAAACCCCAAUAACUUAAUAGCUAUAUUUUACAAAUGAAUCAAAUAUUAAGAAAUAGAGAAGCAGGUUUUAGCACCCUAACCACUCCAUUUUUUGUUUAGCAAAUAGUUUUAUUGUAUACCAUUCAAAAGUUUUUAAACCCACAUCUUGAAUGAAAAAAGAACUACUUAUGGGUCUGUCAAGUUACAGGGAGGUACAAGAAAUGGUUCUGGCUUGGAGUCUAAAUGGGUACUUGUACUUACAAAUAGACAAAGAAACUCAUCAUAAAUGCGGCAGGGUCAUUUCUUGUACUACUAUCCAGGCUUGAGAUUUUCAUGCUAUUUUCUUGUGUUCAAAUUUAACCCUAGACUUCUGAAAUAAGUUGUUCAAACUUAGCCACAAAUAUUUUGGUUCCUAAGUUGUACAAACAUUUUUUAGUCCAACAGAUGUAUAACCAAUUUGUGGAAUAUUGCAAUAGAACCCUGACACAAAAAAGUAUUAUGAGAUAGAAAAUAGCUCUAUAUAUUACUUUAUUAUAUUACUUUACUUCUUAAGGGAGAGAUAUUGUUUGUUGUGGUAUUGUAACAUUGUAACCAAAUUUCCUACAUGAUACUUGAUUAUUUGUAAGUCAGAAAGAGUUCAUUUAUUAUCCUAGCUGUAUUCAUUAUAAAUGAAGGUACAUGUACUAAUAUUACAUUGUAAGACUGUUCAUGAGUUUUAACGGUAUAAUUUGUAGUUAAAAGCCACUUGCAGUGUAUUUUACCAUUAGCAAGACUUGUAAAAAUAGUUUUUGGAACUUUUAGGUACAUUUACAAAAUAGAAUUAUGUAAAAAAUAGUUUUUGGAACUUUUAGGUACAUUUACAAAAUAGAAUUAUGUAAACACAAGUAGGCUCCUGUAAGUAAGUUUUCUUCUCUUAUCUAACUGCUGGCAUUCAUUACUUUUAGUUACAAGGACUUUGGCUUUUCCUUGCACUGCUCUGAAGUCCUGUCUUCACUGGUUCUGCAAUGAAUGCUGGAAGGCUUAUCUCUCUGCACAGUUACAACAAGGAAAAGUAUUCAUCAAAUGCCCAGCAUAUGACUGCAAUACCAUUGUUGAUGAUGUCACACUUAUGGGUCUUCAACCCAACAAGUUCCAUAAAUUGAUAGCCAUGAGACAAGAAAAAGCCGUGGAGAUGAGUUCUAAGUGGAAGUGGUGUCCUGGGAACAAGUGUAACCUGGUUGUCAGGGCAGCUUCACUCAAAGGCUCUAAAGACAUAGGGGACAAGAGUGCUUCAUUGCCUGUCCAUUGUCCUUGUGGGCACGACUGGUGUUUUUCUUGUCAAGAGGAGCCCCACUGGCCAGCGUCAUGCUAUGAGGCUAAAUUUUUUCGCUCACAGACUGAAACAUAUGAAAAAAUUUUCAAAACAAAAACUGGUGGAAUAACUUCUGUGAGCAUAAAGAGGUGCCCUCACUGCAGCUAUCCCAUUGAAAAGAAUCAAGGAUGUCCUCAUAUGGUUUGUGGCAUGUGCAGGGGAGAAUUUUGUUGGACCUGUCUUGGACCCUGGAAUGAUGAUCACUGGAGUGCAGACUGCAACCAAAAGUUUAAAGAAGAGGAGGAGGUAGAGUUAGUAAAUGAUAUUGGAUCAACACGAUUUAAUGCCAAUUUGCGGGUUGCCAUUGUGCACCGCAUGGCUAAAGCUGGUCCCAUGUUGUACAAGAAGUACAGUGCUGUUAAGAAGCUUGAAGAUGCGUUGCAUGCUCAAGAAGCUUUUCAUAACCAUUGUCUUCAUGUUAAAAGAUCAACACCAUCAAGUGUUAGUUUGUUGCUGAGCCUUUACAACUCUCAUCAUCUCCCUAAGUAUGUCAAACUGUCAGCCGAUUUCAAGUUUUUAGCUCAUUUUGUGGUAGAGAAUGUCUCAAUUUUAAUGGCAGUUUCCAAAACAAAAAGGGGACACAAUAUGCUGAAGAGACUUGUAUCAACCCUGCUGUUUGUAGCAGACAGAUUGGAACAUAUGGCUAGUAACAGAAAACUUUACUUGCAAAGGGACAAAGUGCACUUUGAAAUGCUCUUGAAAGCAGGGAAGCAUUGCAUCCACUGUGUGAGAAGGAUCUGCAUAAACAUUCAUCAGCACUGAUAGAGAAACUUUUGAGAAACAUUAGAUUGAAAUUGUCAUUUGGACUGUGCAUAUAUAGUGAACAGUUAUGUACUACCUUAAAAAUUUGAUUAAGAAUGAUGUGAGAUAGAAUAUAGACUAACUCAUUGGAGGGAUGGGUAUUAGGGGAGAUAUGAAUAAUGAACAAUGAAAUGUGAGUAGGAUCCAGCUGAACACCUGGAACUGUAAAAGUAUACCUUGAUGACUGAUAAUUUUUUUUUGGUAUACCAAAUCAUUGAAAUUUCUUCUGGAUUUUUCAAAUAAAAAAGUACUUUAAAA